AUGUGGUUAUCCUAUUUUAGUAUGAACGUUUCACUGACCACCUCAUUCGACCAGCUGUACUCUCCGCAGACGCUUGCGGAGCAUAACAAUCGGCAGCACAAUAUAGAAGCAGUGAGCUACAUCACCAAUGGCCUCUUUUCGGUACUGAUCAACUGCAUGGUGCUGGUCGUGGCGCGAAUGACCAAGCCUUAUGGAAAACAGAUGCUGCUUCUCUCAGCGUUCGCGUUCAGCGUCUUCCUCGUCAGCUGCGGUUACUUGGCUGAUGGCCUGCGCCGAGUGGCUUACAGUAACAGCCGCGCUGGAGAGAUGGCCAUCCGCCAGUGUUUCUUCGUAGGGGUGCAUCUGCCGUUGUUUUACAUCGGUGAAACGGCCGAAAGCUUUCUGCUGCUCCACCUGUCGUUCGACCGCUUCCUGGCCAUGAUUUCGCCCGCCUUCUACAGUAGGCUGAACUUCCAAGUGACCAAGCGGUGUUUUCUGACCGAAUACGCCGUCGCAGUGGCAUCCAGCGUGACGAUGAUGGUGAUCAUCGUUGUUCUGUACGGAGACGACGUGAUCUUGGCCCAAUGCUACUUCGGCGACGCGAUACCGAAGCCAAUCAAAAAGCUUCACAACUAUUGGUACAUUGUCAGUGGCUUCAUCAGCAUCGUAGCCUACAUCGUGGCUGUCGCUUGCUGCUGCUACCGGCGGAAGAGUACGAUCGGCAACCGAAGCGCCCAAUGCAAACGGGAAAUCAAACUGACCAAGCGAGUGGCCCUUAUCGUCGUUACCACCUUCCUGUCAGGCGUGUUUCCCCUCACCCUG
This is a messenger RNA of Soboliphyme baturini, 801 nucleotides long. Lineage: Eukaryota; Metazoa; Nematoda; Enoplea; Dioctophymatida; Soboliphymatidae. The record is from the annotation of a GenBank genome assembly.